Hevea brasiliensis (rubber tree) is the source of this 1115-nucleotide messenger RNA. RefSeq lists its product as uncharacterized. The coding region runs from base 1 to 912 and encodes 303 amino acids. The transcript has 3 exons. NCBI's taxonomy places the organism in Eukaryota, Viridiplantae, Streptophyta, Magnoliopsida, Malpighiales, Euphorbiaceae. The record is from RefSeq and is a predicted model, not a curated record.
AUGGAACACCUCCCAGUGCAUUUGGCUUAUGAAGCAUGGAUUGCUGGUCCUGUGCAAUAUCGGUGGAUGUAUCCAUUUGAGAGCAUUUUUGUUAAUGAGUUACACGUGGCCAAUCCAAAUAUCAAUGAUAAACAAGUUGAUGAGAAACUAGAGUGUGAAUUUGAUAAGUGGUUCAAUAAAUAUGUUCACAAUCCCUCCAACAAUAUAUCAAGCCAGUUUUUAAAGGAUCUAUCAAAGGGUCCAUUAAGAAGUGUUAUGUGCUACAAUAGUUCUGUAGUUAAUGGUUAUAAAUUUCACACUAAAGGUUAUGGUUCGCAUAGGGCAAAGAUGAACAGUGGGGUAUGUAUCAAGGGGACUAAUUACAGUACCAAUGAAAGUGACUACUAUGGACAAUUAAUUGAAGUGCUACGAUUGGAGUACCUUGGAUUACCAAUCAAAAGAACUGUAUUGUUUAAAUGUGAUUGGUUUGAUCCAACACCAAAUGUGGGAACAAAGAUUCAUCCAAAAUAUAAACUUGUGGAUAUUAAUCAUAAAAGAUCCUUCAAUAGGUAUGAACCAUUUGUUCUUGCUAUCCAAGCUGCUCAGGUGAAUUAUUCCAUAUAUCCAAGCUUAAAACGUGACAAGGAUGAUUGGUGGGCUGUGUUCAAAAUCAAAGCGAGAUCUGUUAUUGAUCUUCCUGAGCAAGUGAAUGUCACAACCCCCCCUGCACGGGAAGAACCAUUUCAAGAAGAUGAAAUGGAAGUCCCUUUGAUUCAAAUUGACGAUGAUUAUGAUCAACAACAAUACUUGAAUGAUCAAAACGGUGUACUAGUUGAAAUUAAUGAAGAGGAUGUUGAAGAUGAAGAAGAGCUUGAAUUGGACUCAGAAAGUGAUGAGGAAUGCGAUGAUGUAUAUGAUAGUGAUACUAAUUAGAAUUAGGAUGCGAGGCAACGGUCGCAAGGGAGGUUUGUUGGGUCAUUCACAGUCAAGGCAGUUACCUGUGCAGGAUGAGCCCAAUGAUCAACUAGACCAAUCUACACAGGGUCAGCCUCAGGUUCCUUCACGAUCCACUGGGAGGUCGGCACCAGAUCCAGAGGGGUCUACUGCUUCAACACAGCAUCGAGCUACACCUCCAC